GGUCCUAUUGGAGAACGGUGCCUGUCCGGAUGCAGCAGGACGUGAGGGCGUCACAGCCCUGGAGCUGCUACUGCGCAAGGAACGCGAGGAGAGCGCGGAUGCAGAGUGGAUCAGGCAAUGUGCAGAUGUGCUUCGGCGGAACCGUGCGACUUUGGAAGCCACACAGGAAGAGCACGAAGCGCGUCUCAUCGAGUUGCGUCGAAGCUUCGGAAUCAAAAUGGUGGGCGCCUUGCUGUUGGUCCAGUCGCCCACCGCGGUGCCGGCCGAAGUCUUGGAGGCGUUGCACUUGCUCUUCAGGGACCUACCUAAAG
Messenger RNA from Cladocopium goreaui, 311 nucleotides. Lineage: Eukaryota; Dinophyceae; Suessiales; Symbiodiniaceae. The record is from the annotation of a GenBank genome assembly.